Cucurbita moschata (crookneck pumpkin) is the source of this 1632-nucleotide messenger RNA. Its product is annotated as tryptophan synthase beta chain 2. The transcript is spliced from 5 exons. NCBI's taxonomy places the organism in Eukaryota, Viridiplantae, Streptophyta, Magnoliopsida, Cucurbitales, Cucurbitaceae. Gene Ontology annotation, biological process: L-tryptophan biosynthetic process. Bases 103 to 1560 code for a protein of 485 amino acids. The record is from RefSeq and is a predicted model, not a curated record. Gene Ontology annotation, molecular function: L-serine hydro-lyase (adding indole, L-tryptophan-forming) activity; tryptophan synthase activity; pyridoxal phosphate binding.
CGGCAUCGUGGGGUCUCUAUUUGACUUGGAGUCAUCGAGUAGCAGUUCAUGCUUCUCUUUUCUUUGUUUUUCGCGGAAAAGGGUUGAAGAUCCGUCUUGAAAAUGGUCGCUUCAUUAAUUUCUUCAGGCAUCAAUGGUGGAGGAUGUCUUUCACUUGAGAGAAUUCCAAGACACUUGAGGUUUUCAAAUGGUUAUAGAACAAAAGCAGCAUCAAAUCCUAAUUUGAAGGCAGUCGAGGUCCCGCGUCAAUGGUACAAUCUCGUUGCAGAUCUUCCUGUAAAACCUCCUCCUCCAUUGCAUCCCAAGACUUUUGAACCAAUCAAACCUGAAGAUUUGUCGCCUCUCUUUCCUGAUGAAUUGAUUAAGCAAGAAGCCAGUGCUGAGCGGUACAUAGACAUCCCCGAUGAAGUUGUCGAUAUCUACGGGCUUUGGCGUCCAACUCCUCUGAUUAGAGCUAAGAGGUUAGAGAAGCUUCUGGGCACACCAGCUCGAAUUUACUACAAGUAUGAAGGAGUUAGCCCUGCUGGGUCACAUAAACCCAACUCUGCUGUUCCACAAGUUUGGUAUAAUGUACAGGAAGGCGUUAAGAAUGUUGUUACAGAAACAGGAGCUGGGCAAUGGGGAUGUAGUUUGGCCUUUGCUUGUAGCUUGUUCGGUAUCGGCUGCGAGGUGUGGCAAGUGCGUGCGUCGUAUGAUCAAAAACCGUAUCGUCGAAUGAUGAUGGAAACUUGGGGAGCAAAAGUACACCCAUCUCCGUCCAACGUCACGGAUUCGGGUAGAAAAUUUCUUCAAGUUGACCCAUCAAGCCCAGGAAGUUUGGGAAUUGCCAUUUCAGAAGCUGUGGAGGUUGCAGCUCUCAAUGCUGAUACCAAGUACUGUUUGGGAAGCGUCCUCAACCAUGUCUUGCUUCACCAAACUGUCAUUGGUGAAGAGUGUCUAAAACAAAUGGAAGCCUUAGGUGAGACCCCAGAUGUCAUCAUAGGAUGCACUGGCGGAGGAUCGAAUUUUGCAGGUCUUAGCUUCCCGUUCCUCCGUGAGAAACUUGCUGGAAAAAUAAGCCCCGUUAUUCGAGCAGUUGAACCUGCAGCUUGUCCUUCAUUAACAAAAGGCGUUUACGCUUAUGAUUAUGGCGAUACAGCCGGGAUGACGCCAUUGAUGAAGAUGCACACACUUGGUCACAACUUUAUUCCCGACCCCAUUCACGCUGGUGGAUUGCGGUAUCAUGGUAUGGCUCCAUUGAUAUCACAUGUCUAUAAUCUUGGUCUUCUGGAAGCUGUAUCACUUCCCCAGACAGAAUGCUUUCAAGGUGCUAUACAAUUUGCUCGAUCGGAGGGACUAAUACCAGCACCGGAGCCAACACACGCCAUAGCGGAAACGAUCCGAGAGGCUCUUCGAUGUCGAGAAACCGGAGAAUCAAAAGUUAUUCUCACAGCCAUGUGCGGGCACGGUCACUUCGACUUGGCAGCUUAUGAGAAGUAUCUACAAGGAGGGAUGACAGAUCUUUCUUUUGCAGAGGAGAAGAUAAAAGAAUCACUAACCACCAUUCCUCAGCUGGGUUGAAGUCGUCUCUAGUUUCUUCUUUCAUAGAGAUUACAAGAAAUCUUUCAUAUAUUAAGUUGCAAAUUUUGUUAA